Lucilia cuprina (Australian sheep blowfly) is the source of this 3373-nucleotide messenger RNA. RefSeq lists its product as uncharacterized. The transcript has 5 exons. The coding region runs from base 1287 to 2669 and encodes 460 amino acids. Gene Ontology annotation, biological process: biological process involved in interspecies interaction between organisms. Gene Ontology annotation, cellular component: external side of plasma membrane. Lineage: Eukaryota; Metazoa; Arthropoda; Insecta; Diptera; Calliphoridae. The record is from RefSeq and is a predicted model, not a curated record. Gene Ontology annotation, molecular function: carbohydrate binding.
GUCUUUGGUGUGGAGAGAUGAUAACAAGACAAAUCGUAUAACAUUAGUUAAGAAAACGGCUAAAAAUGAAAACUAAACGAUCGCUCAAGCGUUAAUAUGGUAUGAAACGAACGACAGUUAAUAAACGAAUGAAAGCUUGUUUUCGAAAAAGAUAUUUUAGAGGAUCACUUUAAUAUAAGUAAACAAAAGAAAAAAAAGAGCUUAAAAUUGAAAAUUGAGCAUUUCAAACUUAAAUAGCAAGAGAAACUAAAAGAAAUAGUGUAAACUAGUACGAGAGUUUGUGAGAACGAGAAAGAAAGUUUUUGCAUGGUGUAAAAUGUUGAAUUUUUAAAAAUAUUGUAAAUGUGAGUCUUGGCAUAGAGGGAUAUGAAAAUCAUUAAAGUGGUGGUGACUUUUAAGCCAAGUGCUCGUGGUAUUACAUUAUUACCGUUACAUUUGAAGCAAACUAUAGCAGAGAUCAAAAGUUUUUCCAAGUGGAUCAUCAUCAACAUGUAUAAACUCGAUAACACAUGAUAGUAACGUGGUUUUAGUGUUCAGCUGUAAUUUGACUCUUGCCAAAGGACAAGGCCAUUUGUGUGACAUAUGUCAAUGUACUCUAAAACACUAUCUUGUAGGGAUUCAAAUUAAAAUGCUGUUUCUUAUUAUUUCGUUAUUCACCAAUUGAAAACAAAACAACAGAUUAUUAUUAAUUAAUAAUUUUUAAACAAAAUAAAGAAUUUUUAGAAAGCGUGGAUGCUGCUUAUAAGACAGUGAGACAAAAAACAACAACAAAAAUUUACAUAAUAUUAUUUGUUUAAAUAUUUUUGAAACUUAAGAAAGUUUUAUGUGUUGAAAAAGAAGCAAAAAAAAAAAUACGAUUUGAAAACCUACUCUAAGUGAAUGACCACUAAUAAAAAGAAAAUAAAUAAAUAAAUUUAUUCAAAAAAAGAAAGAAAUAUUUUUAAACAUAUUCAAUUUCUUUUAUGUACAACUAGUGUAUUUUUGACUAUAACCACCAACCAAACAGAUACUUGGUCGGGUUACAGAAAGACAAAUACAAGAUUUCAAAAAAAAAAAGACGAAAAAAGUGAGAAACCGGUGAAUUGAUAAAUUUUUUUUUCGAGUGUUUAUUUUUAUUUCUUACUAUUGUCAUUACAACCUUGUUAAAUACAAGGUCGGUUCGUCUUUGUCAAACGUGGAUCACGAUCUUUUUAUAAAAUAAGCUUAAAGUGUCAUCUUUAGAAUAUUGAAAUAUUCAAAAGUCAAAAAUUAAACAUUAUAAUAGUAUUUUCACAGCAUCAUUUAUAAUGAAAUCAUAUACAAUUUUAAUGUUAAUCUUCUUAACAUUGGUCAGUGUUGACUCUGAUGCCCACAGCAACAGCGGCAACAAUAACAACAGCAGCAGCAGCAGUAUCAUCAACAGCAGCAGUAGAUUUACCAAAAACACAUUUAGUACAAAUUCUCAUAAUUUUAACACCUCCCUAGUUGGCGAUUCAUCUUCAUCAGCAACAUUUCGUGAUAAAAGAGGUACAAAUUUUGCCUUAGAUCCAUCGGAAAUAGCACGACAAAAUCAAAUUACCCAACAAAUUUUAUCCAAUUACUUAGAGCGACGACUCUUUCCACACCGCAGUAUCAAUCAGAAAAUUCCCACCAUUGAGGAAAUCUUACCAAAGCCAACAACCUCAACGGUACGACCAAGGCCACGAGGUUUUGCUGCUUCAUCUGCCUCCUAUCGAAAAGGAGCCGCUAAACAGCAACAACGUAAAACUUAUGGUAAUGGUCAUAAGAAUAGGAAUUCUUUAUUUCGACGUAAUAAACAUAAAACGACAACAGUAAAACCAGAUUUUGAAGAUGACUAUGAUGAGUUGGAAAACGAAAGAAAUAACGAACGUAAGCGUCAAAAGAACGAUAAUAACAGUAGAGAGCAAAAUAUUGAUGAUGAGUUUGCUGACGAUGCUAUAGUAGAGGAUGUUGAAGAGGAACCUUUAGAAGAGGAAGAACCAGAAGUACAACAUCAUCAUCAAAGUAAUCAUCAGCAGCAGCAACGCUUACGUCAGCAGUUACUUCGUCAUCAUUAUAGAUAUUUAGAAGAUAUCGAUGAUCCCGAACCGGAUGAUAGAGAAUCACUACAGAGUGUAGAGUCCGAACAGCAUGAUCAAUAUUAUAGCAGUAACGGCAGUAGUGGUGAUAUAUUCGCUAGAGAUCCCAGUGAAAAUGAAAUUGAUAGUGACUGUCCAAAUUGUGUAGAUGAAAUGCAGUACAUGAACAAAUGGACAAUGCCACUCUUAAAGCUGGGCGAAAAACGUUAUUAUCUUGGUAUCUUCUUCAAGGCAAAUUGGUUUAAGGCCACACAAUACUGUCGCUACCAUGGCAUGCAUUUGGCCAGCAUAUCAUCACAAGAAGAGAACGAUAGACUGGAAAAGCACAUAAGAGACUUUGGUUUGGGUCAUGAACAUUUUUGGACUUCUGGCACUGAUUUGGCUGAUGAGGGCAACUUCUUUUGGAUGUCAACCGGUCGUCCCAUCACUUUCACCAAUUGGAAUGCUGGCGAACCAAAUAAUUUCCGUUAUGAAAAUGGCGAAGAGGAAAAUUGUCUAGAAUUAUGGAAUCGUGAUGGCAAAGGCCUGAAAUGGAAUGAUUCUCCCUGUAGUUUUGAGACUUAUUUUGUGUGUGAAGUACAACCGAAUUGAUUGUUAAUGUUUGACAAACAAAUGCUUAGAAUAACAAAUUAUAAGAAAUUGAAAAAGAUGAAGAAGAAAACACCAUUUCGUAAAAAACCUCCAGCAAUGAACCUAAAACUAUUUGGCAAUUAUUCAAAUAUGUAUUUUUAAAUGGAUUAUUUAAAACAUAUCCUUUGAUUUCCCAUUUCUGCUUUUACACUAUUUUGCAACACUGCUAUCUCGUUCUGUAACUUUUUCUCAGUUUUUGCCAAAACUAAAAACAAAUAACAUUUUGCUUUAUUCACUUUUAUUCUACUCUAUUUACUGAGUUGUUAGUUUUGCUUUUUGCUUUCUCCAGUAGUAGUUUAGUUAAUAAUAUAUUUUGCAUAUUUAAUACACAAAUACAAAAGAAACACCAUUUUAGUUUUAAUUAAGUUCAAACAAAAAUUGAUAUUACGAAAUUUUUUAGUUAGUUAAACAAAAUUAUAAAACAAAUUCCAUAUCACUCAUACGCCCUGCUCUCAUGUUUCAGUGAUUCAAUUCAUUUAUUUUUCAACAAAAUGCGUUGCAACAACAUUUUGAUUUGUGAAAUUAAUCGCCUACAAUAUACACCACUUUUUUUAACAAUAUAUUUUUUUUUUGUUUAAUUAUAAUUAUUAUUUUUACAUUUAUAGAAGAAGGAGCACUGCCGUUUUUAUUUUUAUUUUAAUUUUCAUUUAGUGUGUAUGUUUAUU